CUCAUUUAAAGACUUUUUAAAGAAUCCAUAUGUCUGUCUGUGGAGAAGCAAGUGAACAGGGAGGUGUGCGCGUUCGUUUUUACCUGGAAACAGGUAGUACUGUAAUGAAACUGGGUACACUGAAGAUCUAAAAUGAUUGAAACACUGGACCCGAAUGUUACCCUUGUGGAUGAUGAUAACUGGACUUUUCCCAAUGGCUCCAGUGAAUUCUUCUUACCUCACAACAACGUCACAUAUGUUGGAUAUUAUCUGCAUCAGCCAUCAGUGGCAGCAAUCUUCAUUGUGUCAUACCUGCUCAUAUUCUUGGUUUGCAUGGUUGGAAAUGGAGUGGUGUGCUUCAUAGUCUUACGGAGCAAAAACAUGCGCACCGUCACCAACCUUUUCAUCCUUAACCUUGCCAUCAGUGACCUUCUUGUUGGGAUUUUUUGUAUGCCAACCACUCUUCUUGACAACAUUAUUACAGGCUGGCCAUUUGGAAGCAUGGUGUGUAAAAUGAGCGGUAUGGUCCAGGGCAUAUCAGUCUCAGCCUCCGUUUUCACCUUGGUUGCAAUAGCAGUUGACAGAUUCAGAUGUAUCGUGUAUCCCUUCAAGCAAAAACUGACAAUAUCAACAGCCACCUUAAUCAUAGUGAUUAUCUGGGUCCUGGCAGUGUCAAUAAUGUGCCCAUCUGGCGUCAUGCUUCAAGUGACUAAAGAACAAACCAUCCGUGUGUUCCUGGGAGAUGGCAACAGAACGAGCCCUUUCUACUGGUGCAGGGAAAACUGGCCCAACCAGGAAAUGAGGAAGAUCUACACCACAGUUCUGUUUGCCAAUAUUUACCUAGCUCCACUUUCCCUCAUAGUGAUCAUGUAUGCAAGGAUUGGGAUCACUCUGUUUAAAACAGCUAUGCCAACUGGGGCAAAGCCUGGCCAUGAUAACCGGCACUCUGUGUCAAAGAAAAAACAAAGAGUAAUCAAAAUGCUCCUUAUUGUGGCCUUGCUCUUCAUCUUGUCCUGGUUGCCUCUAUGGACGUUGAUGAUGCUAACAGACUAUGUUAGACUUACUGAACACCAGUACAGGCUUAUUAACAUCUACAUUUACCCUUUUGCCCAUUGGCUAGCCUUUUUCAAUAGUAGUGUCAACCCAAUAAUUUACGGGUUCUUUAAUGAAAACUUCCGCCGUGGAUUUCAGGCCAUCUUUAAGUUCAGGCUGUGCCCUGUUGGUGGUCAACAUCGGACCUAUUCGCACAGGGUGCAGGGUAAUUCUGUGCAGCCGGUGAACCUCCAAGCCUCCACAGAGCCAAUCUCUCUUAACAGCAUGGAGAACAACAGCUCAAGGAGGAUGAAUCAUGUCAAUGAGCAAGACUUAGUGAUGGAAGACUUAGAGAAAGUAUCAGAAUGCAGCAUGGAAGGCGCUUCUCUUUAA
Molecule: messenger RNA, 1404 nt
Organism: Myxocyprinus asiaticus (Chinese sucker)
Lineage: Eukaryota; Metazoa; Chordata; Actinopteri; Cypriniformes; Catostomidae
Product: neuropeptide FF receptor 2-like
Exons: 4
Coding region: 133-1404 (423 amino acids)
Biological process (GO): regulation of MAPK cascade; regulation of cAMP-dependent protein kinase activity; G protein-coupled receptor signaling pathway
Cellular component (GO): membrane
Molecular function (GO): opioid receptor binding; peptide binding; neuropeptide receptor activity
Source: RefSeq, a predicted model, not a curated record